Anguilla rostrata (American eel) is the source of this 972-nucleotide messenger RNA. It is a transcript of the gene pou2af3, whose product is annotated as lnc RNA pou2af1. Bases 174 to 911 code for a protein of 245 amino acids. The transcript is spliced from 5 exons. NCBI's taxonomy places the organism in Eukaryota, Metazoa, Chordata, Actinopteri, Anguilliformes, Anguillidae. Gene Ontology annotation, molecular function: POU domain binding; DNA binding. The record is from RefSeq and is a predicted model, not a curated record.
UAUAUUACAAUAUUAUUGCAUGUCCUCAACCUUGUGUCAGAGGUUUGUGUUGAGACUUUUUGUUACUUUUGUAAAUAUUUCGUUCUAGCCCAUAUAAUUGAGCCAAGAGCAGAUAGGCAGAAGACUUCCAUAGCAACUUCUCUUCCAGCGUUUUUUGACUUCUUUCAGCCAACAUGUCUGCAGAUAAACCCAAGGUGUAUCAGGGUGUGAGAGUGAAGGCAACGGUCAAAGAGCUUCUGCAGAAGCGGAGAGCGCUUGAGGCGGCAAUAAAAACCACAAAGGUAUCUCAAAGUCCGGCGACUCAAGACUUUCAUUCCCCAUCAUUUCCUGCCUAUCACUUUGACGUUUGCCCUGGGAACUCCAUGCCAGACAGCAACAGUUUCCAGCCGCAGCAAUACACAGACAACAUUUGUAAUAUCCCUUUAGAGACCAGUCCGUUCGACAAUCAGCAGUUCAUUAAUAUGAUGCUUCCGCCAGAGAAUUUCAGCAACAGCUCACUUCCCGCGGCGUCUUCCGCGCAGUAUUGGACUCACGGACAUUUCCCGUCGAACUCUGACUACUACAACCAAGGAAUGGCUUCCAGCUCUCCCUCAGAUUCCAUGAACCUCACCAGUCCAAUAGAUUACAACAGCUAUUCCCCUCCUCAAAGCUACUCCUCUUCCUCCUCGUGCUACAGCUCUCCCACGCGAAUGGACUCCAGUUACAGUUUGGUCCCCGAGUGCUAUCAUUACCAGCACUGCAGCCCACAGCACUGCUACUGUGUGUCACAUUGGCUAGGUCCCCAGGAAGACUUCACAAAUCUCGAAUACACAAAUUAUGGGACACCAGACUCUGCCUUCACGUCAGCAGUAGAAGAGAGCUACUUCAGAAGGGACAGGCCAUUGUCCAGCUCUGAGAUGUGUUACCUUUAAGACAUUUUUACCUGUCACAUUCCAUAUUUUUGUUGUGUCUAUAAACCAAUCUGUUCGAGGA